Drosophila takahashii is the source of this 1981-nucleotide messenger RNA. RefSeq names its product Maltase A5 (gene Mal-A5). Gene Ontology annotation, biological process: carbohydrate metabolic process. NCBI's taxonomy places the organism in Eukaryota, Metazoa, Arthropoda, Insecta, Diptera, Drosophilidae. The record is from RefSeq and is a predicted model, not a curated record.
UUGCUGAAAGCAGAGCUGUGUUGCUCAGACCGGUAAACUGCAAAAUAGGCAGUCGAAAUGAUUAAACACCGCCUGGGGGCAUUGCUCGUGGUACUGCUCCAAGUUCUCUGCUUAACACGGGGCCAACCUUUACCGCACUACCAUGCGGAUUUCGUGGACAUCGAAGAUCAGCCCGCAGAUCUCAAGUGGUGGCAGACGGGCGCCUUCUACCAGAUAUAUCCAAGGUCAUUUAAAGACAGCGACGGCGAUGGCGUAGGUGAUCUAAAUGGCAUCGCGGAGCAACUGCCCUACCUCAAGGAGCUGGGCAUCACGGCCACUUGGCUGUCGCCAAUCUUCACCUCACCGAUGGCAGAUUUCGGCUACGACAUAGCCAACUUCACUGAGAUAGCGCCUAUUUUCGGAACCAUGGCGGACUUUGAACACCUGCUGGCGGAGGCCAAGAGACUGGACAUCAAGAUCAUCCUGGACUUUGUGCCCAACCACUCGAGUGACGAGUGCGAGUGGUUCCGUCAGUCGGCGGAGCGUCAUCCGGACUUCGCAGACUUCUACGUUUGGCAUCCUGGUAGAGUGGAGAACGGCACCCGUCGACCGCCCUCCAAUUGGAUCAGCGUCUUCCGCGGAAGUGCUUGGGAAUGGCACGAAGGUCGUCAGGAGUACUAUCUGCACCAGUUCGUGAAGAAGCAGCCAGACUUGAACUAUCGCAAUCCAAAAGUUCGAGAGACCAUGAAUAACGUUCUGAGAUUUUGGCUUGAAAAGGGCGUCGCUGGCUUUCGUAUUGAUGCGGUUCCCCAUGUCUUUGAGAUAGCGCCGGAUGCUCAGAAUCAGUACCGCGACGAGCCGCGAAACGAUUGGGACAACGACCCCGAGGACUACGGCUAUCUGCAGCACAUCUACACCAAGGACCAGCCGGAGACCAUUGACCUGGUCUACUCGUGGCGCGCGGUGCUCGACUCUUUCCAGCGGGAGCACGGCGGCGAGGAUCGCAUCUUAAUGGCCGAGACCUAUUCACCCAUCGAGAUCGUGAUGCAGUACUACGGCAAUGCGACGGCGGAGGGCGCUCAGCUGCCGUUCAACUUUCUGCUGAUAAGCGACCUGUCCAACUCGUCGAAUGCCCAUGACUAUGAGCAAACGGGUCUCAAGUGGCUGCAGCACAUGCCCCAGGGUCGCACAGCCAACUGGGUGCUGGGCAACCACGACCAACCCCGAGUGGGCUCUCGUUUGGGUCGGGAUCGGGUGGACAUGCUGAACAUGCUCACUGGCACGCUGCCCGGCGCCAGUGUCACCUACCAGGGAGAGGAGCUGGGCAUGACCAAUGUGUGGAUCUCGUGGAAGGACACCGUGGAUCCCUCGGCCUGCAACACCAAUCCGAGCAUCUACGAGCGGUACUCCCGCGAUCCUGAGCGCACGCCCUUCCAGUGGACCGACGCCCAGGAUGCGGGCUUCAGCAAUGCCAGCAAGACCUGGCUGCCCAUCGCCCUGGACUACAAGCAGGUCAACGUGGAGCUGGAGCGGCAGAGGCCGCUGAGUCACCUGAACGUCUUCAAGCAGCUCUGGCAGUUGAGGAGGCAAUCGCAGACCCUCCAGCGCGGUCAGACCGAAGUAAAGGCCCUCAGCGACGCAGUGCUGGCCGUCAAACGCUAUCUCGAACGUGACUCGACCUAUUUGACCCUGCUGAACAUUUACGACGGCGUGGAGACCAUCAAUCUGCAGCAGAGCUUCCCCGGCUUGCCUCCUCAGCUCACAGUUGUGCUGGUCACAGAGCGAUCUCAAGUCAAAGUGGGUGAUCUCGUCAACUCCUCAUGGGUACAACUGCAGCCCAAGGACUCGCUGAUCCUGCAGUCCAGCUCCUCCUAUUACAGCUAUGCCACCAAUGGCGAGACUCGUUUUCUGCCCAUUCUGGGCUUUUAUCUCUGGCUGGCUCAAGUGGCGCUCUAUCUGAGCAAUCGAUGAGUUCCCACCCCCUGGUUUCCAGCAGCUAUUU